Molecule: messenger RNA, 1073 nt
Organism: Punica granatum (pomegranate)
Lineage: Eukaryota; Viridiplantae; Streptophyta; Magnoliopsida; Myrtales; Lythraceae
Source: RefSeq, a predicted model, not a curated record
CAGGUUCGUGUUCGUGAUGACCCGUCUCUUCACCCGCCUCCCAAAGCUCGCAGAAGAAGAACCGGAACUGAAGAAGAGAGCCCCACAACAGUGACCCAUAUAGCAAAGCAAAGCAAAGCAAUUAAUCACUUCUUCUCUACCCAACUGACAGAAUUCGAGUCAGAGCAUCAGCAAUGGAGGUGGGCAUGUCCCUAAACGCCCUAGUUCGCCUUCCUCUGUCCAGUUCGAGGGCAGCUGCGCAUGAGGAUGGGCUGGUGAAGCAUUCGCUGUUCAGUUCGCGGUCUUCCGCCGCCACAACCUCCCAGAGGCCGGCGCAGGGUCGGCCGCUGCUGGUGGUUGAGGCCAAGGGGAAGAGAGGGAUGCAGGCCCGUCAGUUUCAGAGGCCCCCUGUCCCUUCCCUGCCCAAGCUUGAGGAUGACGGCAACCCCAAAUUCGUCAUUUUCAUUCGGAUGGCCAAUGUAUAUCUAUGGUACCCGCUGAGUAUUGUAACGGGGGGCACCACGGCGAAGAUAAUGGUGGCGGCAAAAGAUAAUUUCCUGGGCAAGUAUAUCUACAAAGACACGCUCGCUCGGAACCUCGCUGCUGUUAUUUACCGAGAUGAGAAGGAGAUUCAAAAGACUGCAUUUAAGCAACACCGCAUACUGCGGACAGCUACUGAGUUCAGAUACGGCUACAAGCUUGUUGAAAAUGGAAAUAUAAGAGCAGCACUUUCAACCAGCGAUGUUAUUGAGCUUCCGACACCAGAUCAGCUCAAGACUGUGCUCGACAAAGUGAGGGACUUCUUUGGGGAUGCUAAAGAAUCUUUUGGGAAGAUAACAGCACUAAACACGACUGAGGAGACAGAAGAAAGCUCAACAGGAAAGACCAAGGUUGAAGGCUGAGCGCACGAAGAAGCUACGGAGCGGAAAAAGAAAUUUUCGGUAGAUUUAUCUUCUAAGGAGAUAGAGUAGUACGUUCAUCAUACAGAAGUAGUCCUAUGUUGUUCAAAGUACUAGCACUAUUUGAUCCAAAGAAGAAUCCCUGUUUCUGAAACACAUAAAGUCUGGUGCAUCAUUGAGACGAACUUCUAUCGA